Molecule: messenger RNA, 2590 nt
Organism: Pungitius pungitius (ninespine stickleback)
Lineage: Eukaryota; Metazoa; Chordata; Actinopteri; Perciformes; Gasterosteidae
Gene: nsrp1
Product: nuclear speckle splicing regulatory protein 1
Exons: 7
Coding region: 220-1602 (460 amino acids)
Biological process (GO): regulation of alternative mRNA splicing, via spliceosome
Source: RefSeq, a predicted model, not a curated record
AAGGGGUUAAGGCGACUACGCCACUGUGUGAUUGACAUUUUAAGACAACUGAUUCUCGUGGUGGGCGUUGUAGUCUUAGUCAUUUUAAAGAGGUACGGGCUGAUUUUGUCUCAGAAGAAAUUAUCAAAGAACCUGCUGAAACACUCCGUGUUCGAGGAUGACUCUGAUGACGAGAUCACAGUUGGGGAGACUCUGCAGAAAGAAGCUGUCAAAAAGAAGAUGAUGAAGCAGACACGCCUGGAGAUGCACAAAGCCCUAGAACAGGACAGCUCUGUUUAUGACUACGAUGCUGUGUACGAUGACAUCCAAAAACAAAGACUCGAGACCAACAAAAAACUUCUGGGAGGCGCUGACAAGAAGCCAAAGUACAUUCAACAAUUAAUGAAAGCAGUUGAGGACCGAAAGAAAGAACAGGAACGAAGGGAUGAGAGGAAGAUCCAAAAGGAAAGAGAGGCAGAAGGAGAGCAGUUUGCUGAUAAAGAUGCUUACGUUACAUCCGCCUACAAGCUAAAACUGCAGGAGCAGAAGGAGGAGCUGGAGAAAGAAAAAAGAGUGGCAGCCAUGGAAGCGGCUUUGGACGUGAAGAAACAGAAUGAUCUGAGCGGCUUCUACCGCCACCUGCUGAAUCAGACCGUAGGAGAGGAGGCGAUACCGGAUCGCUCAGCAGACAAAGCUCAAAACUCAAAGGCUUCAGAAGAACCAGAGAAGACUUCCCCUGUUCCCUCAGCCAUGUCCCACGAUAAAAUUCCAAGUUCAUGCAGCGACAGCGAGGAGGGGCAUGAGCAGAAAUCUGGAUUUAGCAAGCACGGGGCAGGCUCUGGACACUCAAAACGGCAAUACAGACAGAGGUCACCUUCUUCAGGGAGCGGAGAGGAGAAGGAGAGAGCGAAGGAGCGAGAGAGGCAUACGAAGAGGCACAGGGAUCAGGAGAAAGACCGAAACAGGGGAAGGGAAAGGGACGACAGGCAUGGGGGGAGAAGGGACGACAGGGAUGGAAGGAAAGACAGGGACCGAGGCAGAGAAGAUGACCGGGGCAGAGGCAGAUAUGAUGACAGGGGCAGAGGCAGAUAUGAUGACAGGGGCAGAGAAGAUGACCGAGGCAGAGGCAGAGAAGAUGACCGAGGCAGAGGAAGAGAUGAUGACCGAGGCAGAGGAAGAGAUGAUGACCGAGGCAGAGGGAGAGAAGAUGACCGAGGCAGAGGAAGGGAUACAGACAGGGAGGAUAGGCAUGGCAAGAGGGAGAUGAGUCCUAAGGAAAGAGAGAAGGAUAGGAAUGGGGAAAGGGAAAAGAGAAGGAAUCAAGAGGAAGACAAACGUAAGGACAAAGAUCAGGAAGAGGAGAAGGAGAGUAAGAAGCAUCCAGAAAACGAGAAGGCAGUGAAGAGCGAAGAAACAGACCCAGAAAAGAAGGAAGCAGUCGGUGUAAAGAGCCCAGAACUCAAAGAUGAUCAGGAGCAGGAAGGCGAGGAUGUAGAGGAAAAGCCCAACAAGUUUGCAAAGCGCAGCACGGAUCAGACUGUAGGCUCGGCGAGGGACAGGUACAUGGCCAGACAGAUAGCCCGCUCGUCCUCUAAGACUUACAUAGAGAAGGAGGAGGACUGAGAGCUGUGCACCACAAUGUAGAAGGCUUAUGUUAUUUGAUGUCUGUUUUUCAACAAACCUAAAGAGAAACCCAAGUUGACCGAAAAGGUAAAUCUUUAAAAACAGACUCUUUUUCAAGGCUCAAUGAAGUAGUUGAGCACUGUACUUUUUGCAACCUUUCUUCUAGCAGGAAUAAAUCAUUCUACUAUGUUAUUUUGCUUCUGUUGGGUAUUGAUUUCAGCCUUCAUUUGGUGCUCUAGUGAGUAUUUACUAAAGUACAGAAGUUAUUAAAGUAUUAUGAUUUAACUAAAAAAAGGGAAUGGUACGUUUUCUAGUCUUCCAACCAUGGAGCGCUUUAAAACUAAAUUGCGUCACUCACCCGUUCGCAGCCAUCCAUGCAGGGACGGCAGGAGAUACUCUGCAAGCUGCCACCUGCCCAUCAGAACUCUAACAUUCAUACAGCUGUAGCACAGCUAUGAGACACAUCGACGUGUAGCAGCAGAGCCGGGCAUUGAAAUGAGCCACAUCUGCAGUAUAAUUCCCAUGUUCACUUUAAUUAAAAAACAUUUCAUUGAUGUAAUAGGUUUGGCCUUAGCUACCCUUGUUUUAGUCUGUUUGUGGCAUCUGCUGACAAUAAGAACUAUUAAAAAUAUAUUGCCGACCUCAUCCCGUAUCUGCUGACUCCACUUAUUCACUGCAGGGGACAGAUUCAAACAGUAGUGUGCUGGUCUUCAGUGAUGAGAGGGAGUUGGACAGUAGCUUUCUCCUGAACUUGAAUUGGUGCAUUUGGGGUCUAUACUGUUUUUUAAUGAAUACACAAACUUGUAAAUAUAAGUUUUAGCAGUUGACCUGUGUAGAAUCGCACACAGGACGGAGUGUAUAAAGUUAUUGUGUAAUUCAGAAGAACAGAACAACGCAUGAUGUUGUGUUUGAUCACUUGUUGAAUUUUUGUACUUUUUCCCCAUGUAGUCAGUGAUGAGUUAAUAAAUCAUUUCCGCUUCACACCUUU